Messenger RNA from Arthroderma uncinatum, 852 nucleotides. RefSeq lists its product as uncharacterized. Lineage: Eukaryota; Fungi; Ascomycota; Eurotiomycetes; Onygenales; Arthrodermataceae. The transcript has 3 exons. Bases 1 to 852 code for a protein of 283 amino acids. The record is from RefSeq and is a predicted model, not a curated record.
AUGAGGUCGAUUAAAUUCACAUUCGUUCUACUCUCGCUGGUGAUAUUGGUGUCACUCGUUUCGUCGUUUUCCCCUCCACAAAACACCGGACUUGCAAGAAGGCAAGAUUCCUCCUCCGGUGAUUCAAGCCAAACGGACAAGCCAACAGACAAGCCUACAGACAAGCCAAGUCAAACUUCUGAGAACAACAGUCAGACCACAGGAUCAGACAGCGGAAAGGGAAGCGGGAGUGACAAGCCCACUCCAACCGAAAAGGAUGGAAGCCAAAGUGGCUCCAAGACAGACGACAAGGGAACCAAGACCACCAAGAAGCCUAAGAGCACAUUUGUCGACCCCCGUAAACCAGCUGGUGGCAUUGCCAUGGUCACGCCUGGUGUCUUUGACCCUUCAACCUAUGUAAAGAUUGGAGACAAAGCUACUUUCGCCUGGAAUUAUACCUCCCUGGUCAUAACGCCAUCCGCAGUCGAUGUGGUUGCGUACUGCUCGGCAAACGAUCAUUACUACACCAUUGCGUCAAACAAGACUGUCGAAGAAACCGGGAAAGCCGUCUGGGACACUGAGCCAUACGAAACUGCUGGCAUUCGCCUUUUGGUCGAACAUUAUACCCUGAUUGUACACGAUGUCAAACGUGGUCCCACCGAUGCUGCCCCAGCUGGUGAACUAGGGAACUCCAGGCCCUUUGUUUUCGGAGUCUACUCUCCCAAGACCGAUCCAAAUCUCAAGAAACGAGCUAUGGGUAGCGCAGCUAUCUCAAACACAGAGCGUCAAGCUCUCUGCUUCAUGUUUGGAAUGAUCGGCAUCACCAUCGCUUCGUUCACCUGGUUUGCUAGUGGGCUGGGCUUAUUUGCUUAA